Messenger RNA from Phytophthora sojae, 213 nucleotides. RefSeq lists its product as hypothetical. Gene Ontology annotation, molecular function: DNA binding. The transcript has a single exon. The record is from RefSeq and is a predicted model, not a curated record. Gene Ontology annotation, biological process: DNA recombination; DNA integration. NCBI's taxonomy places the organism in Eukaryota, Oomycota, Peronosporomycetes, Peronosporales, Peronosporaceae. The annotation marks the transcript as partial.
AUGACGGUAGCGAUCAAACAUGCAGCAAAGUCAACCGGUGAAGAUCCUGACCGGUACGGCACUCACUCGAUGCGAAGUGGGGGUGCGACCUCUUUUUUCACGGCCGGGAUUGACCGCUUGGCCAUAAAGAGAUUCGGGCGGUGGAAAUCCGACGCGUACGAGCGGUACACUCGCAUCGACGGGCACACUCUCGCUGGCCUUGCAGCCAACAUG